UAAACAAAUAGUUAUGUAUUUACAAGCAAAUGAAAAUAAUUAUUUACCCUCCAGCAAAUGAAUAUGAAAUUAUGUGUUUGUGUUCUGGUGACUCGCGACAUCAACUUUAGCGCGGUGUUACAAUUAGUGUGCCGACAAAGGCACUUUUUAUCCGUUGCGGCUUAUUUAUUAUUUAGAGUUUGAUUCCGAGACGUAAUGUAUACCCGUUUUGGUAAAUAGAAGUUUGUUUUGAUUAACGUAACCUCAAACUAACUUGCGCAUGUCAUUUAAGCAAGGAGUCAGUUACGAUAUAUGCGCCAGUCGAGACGACCUAACCUAAGAUCCACCACAUCCGGUCGGCAGCCGUUGAGUAAAACGUCAACAUUGAAGAUUGGAUGUAAACAAAGCUUUACGCCCCGAAGACGACGAUGGAUAAGGCGUAGGGCUUGAUGGGGUACCGGACAUCACCCCCGGCCCUUCGCUCGCGCCUUCUGACCCGUUCUGCACGCAGGAAAUUCGUUGCAUGGCAAUUGGUCCGAAACGUCCGGUUUUAGGGGCUGAAAAACGCCAUAUUGGGCUUCGCCGAAGACCUGCUAGCCCUGAGGAGGAUUUUCGGAGUUGACAAACUAUGGGGCUCUGGUGCUUGGUGACCGAAUCCCGAAGCUCUAGACUAUGUGGACCCCAAAUACUAUCCAGGACUCGAACGAUGGAAACCUGGGCAACGCCCAGCCGCCGUUAGGCUGGUUCCCAACAUGGAAACCCUGCACGCCGUGAUGCAAGUCAAUAUAUUCAGCUGCAGCAAGUCGGGGAACAGCAUCAGGAGCAGGACUGCCAGGUGCCGGUGCACAUCUUCAUGCUCUUCAUCUACAUCGAAUUCCCUAUGCAACCACGGGUUUCGAUCGAUCGCCGUCCUGAGAUGAAAACCUUCGGUUUUAGCUGACGCAGGCUGAGCGCACAGAUGCCCGGGAAAAUGAAAGAAAUCGAUCGAAGUGUGCAUCGAAUGAGCGAAAAAACUGGUGGGGCGCACCAGUGUUAGCCCCCAAUUCAAAACACCUGCGAAGGGCCGACUAGCGAAGACCCACAACAUAAUGCGGCAUCGCAGCUUGAUUUACACCAGCCAUGUGCUGGCGUGGGUUGUCUCAGCGCUGGGCAGCACAGUGCUGAUAGCUGACAACAGCAUGUCCAGAAUGAUCGAGCUGACCACCAACGACCCCUAUUGCAACGUGCACACCGACAGGGGCAACAUUCGAACCAUGCUAUUGGCUGCGGACGCCUCGCGCAUCCGCCAAAUGGCCGACGAAGAGAUCGGCAAGCUGGAGGAAGUGUGCCAGAACAAAGAGGCGCUGCGGCGGCAACAAGGAGGCUUCAUUUACCCGGGCACCAAAUGGUGCGGGCCUGGGGAUGUCGCUGCCAACCACUCGGACUUGGGCUACUUUAAGAAGGAGGACGCCUGCUGUCGGGAGCACGACAACUGCCCCCAGUACCUGAUGAAGGGCCAGUGCCAGCAGGGGAUCUGCAACAACUCGCCCUAUACAAGGUCGCACUGCGAUUGCGACGCAACUUUCCGCAAAUGCCUGCAGAACGUGAACAGCGAAACGGCCAAUACUAUUGGGGCCAUUUUCUUCAACGUCAUCCAAGUGGUGUGCUUCCAGCAGCGCAGCCCCUGCUCGGAAUGGCAAAGCCCUCACUAUUCCAGCAAUAGCAGUAGCUUGCAAAGGAACAGCAUGCGCUCGCUUAUCAACACGGGCAGCUCGGACUGUCGCUUAGAAUGGGCCAAGUCCGAUAGGUACAAGCAGCCCGGCGCCAGCAGGCUGCGUUUGGGCCUUUUCAAGCGCACAAAACUGCUGAUUUUGAAGCAGUUUUUCCAAAAAAUCGCACGCCUGCUCUAGUUGUUGUCGCCAAUACACGCUUAUUGAUUUGCA
Dendroctonus ponderosae (mountain pine beetle) is the source of this 1901-nucleotide messenger RNA. Its product is annotated as phospholipase A(2). The coding region runs from base 1068 to 1868 and encodes 266 amino acids. Gene Ontology annotation, biological process: arachidonate secretion; phospholipid metabolic process. NCBI's taxonomy places the organism in Eukaryota, Metazoa, Arthropoda, Insecta, Coleoptera, Curculionidae. The transcript has 10 exons. The record is from RefSeq and is a predicted model, not a curated record.